CCGAGUCAGCUGGCCAAUGUUUACAUCCAGCGCUGCUCGCCGCGAACGUUUAUGGGAAGAAACCGAGAGAUUGAAACAACAGAAGACAGUUAACCGGAUGACCAGCAUCAACAGACCAUAAUCAGGGUGUUUCAGGGUGUCAGACGAUUCAGCUCGGUCGACCGUGAAGUCGUCGGGGUGUUUCCCGUGACGAGUUUCUCCCCAAAACACCUCCAUCCCGAUUUUUCCUGUCUUUGUCUUCAUUUGCGUCUACUUUUUGCAGAGCUAAAAUGGGAGGUGCGGUCAGUGCCGGGGAGGACAAUGACGAGUUGAUUGACAACCUGAAGGAGGCCCAGUACAUUCGCUCUGAUCUGGUUGAACAUGCCUUUAGGGCUAUUGAUCGUGCUGACUACUAUCUGGAAGAAUUCCGUGACAGUGCCUACAAGGAUCUGGCCUGGAGACAUGGCAACAUCCACCUCUCUGCACCCUGCAUUUACUCUGAGGUGAUGGAGGCUCUAGACCUGCAGCCUGGCUUGUCCUUUCUUAACCUGGGCAGUGGCACAGGCUACCUCAGCACCAUGGUGGGACUUAUACUGGGUGAGUUUAUAGAGAAUAUAAAGAAAGAAGAGAAUGACAGGAGGAAUGAGGGCAGUGUUUUGGUGAUAGAGACUCCAGUAAACCUCUUAAGGGAGAGGAUCCUUAGCCUGCCUUUGCCAGAACCUCUCAAGAUGUAUCUUCUUUACUAUAGAGAGAAAUAGACUUCUCCUUCUAUUCUAAACUACUCAAAUCUACCUAGCACUGUCACAUCAAGAAUCCAUGGCUGUUUAAUCACCCACUUUUGCAUUAUCCUGUUAACCUUUCUCAUAGAAAUGCAACACUCUUUGUUCUGCCAAGUCUCGUUUGUCUUAAUGCUCAAUCUGGGUUCAAGGUCUAGAAUGCUAACAGUUAACCAUGGAGUCAAAAAACAGUGAAAACUGAUUUAUUAAUCUAAGUUUCAUGUUAUUUGUGCAGUGACGUUUUCAAAUGGACAUUCUCACUUGUUUUGUGCGUUAUAUACCAUCUAGUUUCAGCUCAUAGAUUUACUAAGAAAAGUGAAAAUCUAAAUAUUUUUCUGGUGUAUGGAUUUGUAAAAAAUGUCUAAUUGUGUGCUGAAUGAAUUACACGUAUAUUGUGUGAAAAUACAAUGGCACGUUUAAAAAUGUGAUCGUCUAACAUAAUCCGUGUUGUACAAUUUCAGGUAUUUCAAGAUGAAAGACUGAUUAUCUGAGGUGUUUUGCCAAUUUGAAAUGGUCUUGGGAUUGUACAGUUUUCAGGGCCUUUGCAUUUGCUUUAUGCUAUAUAGAAGUAUAAAAGGUGUAGUCUACAGUUGUGUAACAAGUUUAAAAUUGUGCUCUGAAUUGUGGUCAUGCUCUGAUGUGCACUUUGUCCAGUGAUGUAGAAUGCACUAAUUGAAAAA
This is a messenger RNA of Sinocyclocheilus grahami, 1435 nucleotides long. RefSeq names its product protein-L-isoaspartate O-methyltransferase domain-containing protein 2-like. Lineage: Eukaryota; Metazoa; Chordata; Actinopteri; Cypriniformes; Cyprinidae. The coding region runs from base 270 to 737 and encodes 155 amino acids. The record is from RefSeq and is a predicted model, not a curated record. Gene Ontology annotation, biological process: protein modification process. The transcript is spliced from 3 exons. Gene Ontology annotation, cellular component: cytoplasm. Gene Ontology annotation, molecular function: protein-L-isoaspartate (D-aspartate) O-methyltransferase activity.